Molecule: messenger RNA, 2050 nt
Organism: Brassica napus (rape)
Lineage: Eukaryota; Viridiplantae; Streptophyta; Magnoliopsida; Brassicales; Brassicaceae
Product: probable folate-biopterin transporter 8, chloroplastic
Exons: 2
Coding region: 362-1987 (541 amino acids)
Cellular component (GO): membrane
Source: RefSeq, a predicted model, not a curated record
UGUGGGUCCCUUAAAAAGAAACCUUAAUAAUCAAUCUCUAAGGCCAUGACAACCGUUAGUUAAUUACUUAAAUAAAAACGUUAGAAUCUUAGUUUGAUUAUCUGUGGAAGACAAGUAUUAAACUGCAUUUAGCUUUUUGAGUUCUUGUCUCCUUCUAAUUGCUUCUCCGCACGCUUCUCGAUCCUUCAAAAAUAUCAUUUUCUUUAUUUUCUUUCUUGUUUGUUUCGUCUCCUUCCUCGAUUCAACGAUCCUUAAGAGUUUGCACCCAAAGUUACAUAAACACCCCAACGUUACAUACGAAGCAUGUGACAACAUUUCUUCUAAACCUUUAUCUUUCUUCUCUGAAUCUCUAAGAGUCAUAAUGAUAAAUCCAUUACUAUCAAUCCAGAACUCCCCAACCACGUUCAUGAAUCCACCAUUUUCGUUCUUUAACACAAAACUACAACAACAACAACCAGAGAAGCAGAACAAGAGCAAUACUCUGUUCAUUGUGGAAACCAAAUCAAGAAGAGCCACGACAUUCUCAUGUCUCUCAAUAUCCAGAAAAAGAAGAAGCAACGGUGUUUCUGAAUCUGAAGAAACUGUGAGGUAUGAACAAAUGGGUGGUGGAGGAAUCUCGGUUUUGUGUGGGUUAGGCUAUUGGGUGCAGGGCUCCAGAUGUUUCCCAUGGCUUGCACUUAACUUCCACAUGGUUAACACCCUCGGACUCCAACCAUCCACCCUUCAGCUUGUGCAGUACUCUUGCCUUCUCCCUAUGGUGGCUAAACCUCUCUACGGAGUUCUCUCAGAUGUUCUUUACAUCGGUAGUGGUCGCAGAGUUCCUUACAUCUCCAUUGGAGUGUCUCUGCAGGUACUAGCAUGGGGCACAAUGGCACUCUUCCAAGGAGCUAGAGAAGUUCUUCCUUCUCUCAUAGCAUGUGCCCUGCUCAGUAACCUUGGUGCAUCCAUCACCGAGGUUGCUAAAGACGCUCUCGUCGCUGAAUACGGUCUAAGAUACAGAAUAAACGGUCUUCAGUCCUACGCCCUCAUGGCUUCAGCAGCUGGUGGAGUCUUAGGAAACUUGCUUGGAGGAUAUCUCUUGCUCAGAACACCUCCUAAGAUCUCCUUUCUUGUCUUCACCGCGGUCUUGUCUCUUCAGCUCCUUGUCUCUUUAUCUUCAAGAGAAGAGUCUUUUGGUUUGCCACGGAGGAAAGAGACAAGCUCGGUUGUGAUGAGUGUAAAGAAACAGUUGUCUAAUCUCAUGGAAGCUAUCCAGGAGGAGGAUAUCUCACAGCCUAUGAUCUGGGCGGUAGUGUCCAUCUCAAUGGUCCCACUUCUCUCUGGAUCAGUGUUCUGUUACCAAACACAAGUUCUGAACUUGGACCCUUCGGUUAUUGGAAUGUCCAAAGUGAUUGGACAAGUGAUGCUUCUUUGUCUAACCGUGGUCUACGACCGAUACUUAAAGACACUUCCCAUGAGACCACUCAUCCACAUCGUCCAGCUCUUGUACGCGUUAUCAAUCCUCCUCGACUAUGUUUUGGUGAAGCAGAUAAACCUCGGAGUUGGUAUCUCCAACGAGGUCUUUGUCCUUUGCUUCUCUAGCUUAGCAGAGAUCCUCGCACAGUUCAAGAUCCUUCCAUUCGCAGUUCGGUUAGCUAACAUGUGUCCUCAAGGCUGUGAAGGAUCGGUCACAUCGUUUCUCGCUUCAUCUCUGUGUCUAUCACAGAUUGUUAGCGCUUUCUUGGGAGUAGGAUUAGCUAAUGUGAUAGGUGUAACGUCUAGUAACUAUUCGAACUUGCCUUCAGGGAUUAUAGUACAGUCUCUAGCGGCUUUGGUGCCUUUGUGUUUCAUACACUUCGUCCCAAUGUCACAGCCUGUGGUUGAGAAGGGAACGAAGAGAGGUUUAAGUACGAGAAGCAGCAGAUGUAGUAGAAGAGUUGGGAGAGUAAUACGUCAAGAAAGUGUAGCUUAUCGGCGAGUAAGAGAGUCAGAAGAAGCACAAAGAUAGCGUAAUACAUUAGAAUAAUGUAUACAUUGUUUAUAAUGAGAUUUUCAUUUUUGCAUAAGAAAA